AUGGUAGCCUAUAAGGGCACAAGGGCUGGUAACCUUCGCCAGUAUGUCGCAAAGAAGCCUGACAAGUGGGGCUUCAAGUUGUUCUACCGCUCCAGUGUGGAUGGGUUUGUGCAUGAUAUUCUCAUGUACCAAGGGGAGACAACCUUUGUGAGCCACCAUACUAUGCUAUCUGAGGAGGAUAAAGCCAUGUCCGUAACUUCCAAGUUUGUUGUCGCCUUAGUGAAUACCAUCAAGGACCCCAGUAACUCAGCAGUGUAUGCAGACAACUACUUGACAAGUAUAGGGUUGGCCAAGUACCUGAGAUCACGGUAUGGAUGCCGGUAUGUGGGCACUGCCAGUGAAAACCGAGUUGGUUAUCCUCCCCUGACGUCUGUGAAGGAGAUGAACAAGAAAGCGACACAAAGGGGGACACUGGACUAUGUCUCUUCUGAUGGCAUCCUUGUUGCAAGAUGGAAGGACAAUAGCGUUGUGACAAUCUUGUCCUCUGAUGUUGGUGUGGAGCCCAUGGGAACAGUGGAGCGGUACGACAGGGCAGCCAAGAAGAAGGUUCCCAUUCCUUUCCCAUCUGUCAUCCAGAUGUACAACAACCGCAUGGGGGGCAUUGACAAGAGUGACAUGUUGACACACCUGUACAGGACCCCCUUCAAAGCAGAGGUGCUACAUGAGGCUCUUUGCUUACCUCCUUGA
This is a messenger RNA of Macrobrachium nipponense, 687 nucleotides long. RefSeq names its product piggyBac transposable element-derived protein 3-like. Lineage: Eukaryota; Metazoa; Arthropoda; Malacostraca; Decapoda; Palaemonidae. The transcript has a single exon. The coding region runs from base 1 to 687 and encodes 228 amino acids. The record is from RefSeq and is a predicted model, not a curated record. Gene Ontology annotation, molecular function: sequence-specific DNA binding.